UCUUAGUUCUACACGAAAUCACAACAAAAGACUAAAAAGAAUUGGCAACUCUGUCUACUACAAAUAUAGCGUUUCUUAACAAAGCUUGAGGUUGUCAUGGUAACUGUCAACUAGACGAGGUUUUUAGUGUUUAUUUUUUGCUCACGUAAAAAAAGAAGUUGGAAAGAAGGCGUAAGAUGAUUAAGCACACAAUUUUCCCACUUCCUAAAUUAAGUUAAAAAAGAGCAAUAAAAAAUUCACAAGCUUAUAACAAAUUACAGCGUAAAUAUAAUAACAUAACACGAAAUGAGUUUAGUACGACUUUUGCGGCCGUGUUGUGUAAAUGUGCCAAAAGACCGGGAGACGUCCGUUAAUUCUCUUUAUCGAUUUUAACAAAUUAAAUUUUUUGUAAAAUUAAUAAUUUUUUUCAAAGUGCUAUUUUUUGUAUAUUGGAAGCAAUGGAAUACUUACAGCAAUUUUAUGAGAAAAUAUUUGGUGAUAGCAACGGCGAUUCGGGUUGGGGUGCCGGCACGCCGCGGAAAGUUGUGGCUUUUGGAAAUGUUUUAUUAGAUCGCACAGUGCAAAUCGCAGAUUUAGAUAUUCUCGAUCGUUUUCAACUAUCAAUGAACGCGAAAGGCGAACUGAGUGUGGAGACUUUGAAUUCACUAACAGCUGAGAUUUGCGAGAGUUCAAAUUGUAUUACAAAUCCUGGAGGUUCUUCCUUAAACACAGUACGCAUUUUGAAAAAAUUGGGCACAGAAGCACUCUUUUUUGGUGCCGUUGGCGAUGAUAAAUACGCAGAGGAGUUAAGGGACAGACUGCAAGAUUAUGAAAUUGAUGCCAGAAUUGAAACGAUCACAGAAACACCCACAGGCCAAUGCGUUUGUUUAGUAUACGAAGAUAAGACAGCGCUUUAUGCGAACAUAGGCGCUUCAGCAGGAUUCUCCAUAGAUCUACUAAAGCGUGCUGAGAAGGAUGAGAAUAAAAAAUUCCUACGCUCCAUCGAACGCAAGCAAAUUUUGUACAUAGAAGGUUUCUUUAUACCGAAGCGUGAGGAUGUCUGCGAGUACAUAGUCCCCAUUAGUAUUAUACAUUUGAAAAGUCAUCGUAACUUUGAUUUCACUUAG
Molecule: messenger RNA, 1106 nt
Organism: Teleopsis dalmanni
Lineage: Eukaryota; Metazoa; Arthropoda; Insecta; Diptera; Diopsidae
Product: adenosine kinase-like
Exons: 5
Coding region: 438-1106 (222 amino acids)
Biological process (GO): purine ribonucleoside salvage
Cellular component (GO): nucleus; cytosol
Molecular function (GO): adenosine kinase activity
Source: RefSeq, a predicted model, not a curated record